Solanum stenotomum is the source of this 1391-nucleotide messenger RNA. RefSeq lists its product as uncharacterized. The transcript has 6 exons. Gene Ontology annotation, biological process: protein transport. NCBI's taxonomy places the organism in Eukaryota, Viridiplantae, Streptophyta, Magnoliopsida, Solanales, Solanaceae. Bases 172 to 1143 code for a protein of 323 amino acids. The record is from RefSeq and is a predicted model, not a curated record.
UUGACUUUGUUUCCAUCAUUUACAUUAGGGACAUUGGAAUUAACAGCGCAAAUAAACCUAACAUUCAAACUCAUAAAUCAAUGAUCACCAAUUUGUAUCAAAAUUCUUAACAAAAUUGUGAAUUGUGAUAUAUUUUAGCAGUUGCCACAAUUUUGUAGAGUUCUUCGACUCAUGUCGCUGCUGAAUCAACUCUUCAAUAGGGGACUUCAAGGCUCAAAGUGCAAGACGUGCUUGACCUUGGCAAUCUCACGAAUCAAAUUAUUACAAAACAAGAGAGAUGCACAGCUCAGACUUAUGCGCAAGGAGAUAGCCCAAUUUCUGCAAACUGGCCAGGAAGCCAUAGCUCGAAUUAGGGUUGAGCAUAUUAUACGCGAGCAAAAUGUAUGGGCUGCCUAUGAGAUUUUGGAGUUGUUCUGCGAGUUUGUUUAUGCCCGGGUCCCUAUCCUUGAAAGCCAAAAGGAAUGCCCCUCAGAAUUGCGGGAAGCUGUUGCAAGUAUAAUCUUUGCAGCUCCAAGAUGUUCAGAUUUGCCAGAUUUAUUGCAUGUCAGGAAUCUAUUUGCUGCUAAAUACGGAAAGGAAUUCAUAGCCGCAGCAUCUGAGCUUCGGCCUGAUACAAGUGUUAACCGUACAAUUGUAGAGAAACUUUCAGUCGGAGCUCCAUCUGCUGAAGUAAGGCUCAAUGUAUUGAAGGAAAUUGCAAAAGAGUACAACGUGGAAUGGGAUUCUUCUUACACAGAAGCAGAAUUGAGUAAAAAGCCAGAGGACCUUCUGAAUGGACCAAAGCAAAUUGCUGCGCCUGUUCGGGCAUCUCUAGAACCAAACACUCGUGGUCAUCCACCAACUUCUGAAAAUCCUGUGACGUCUCCAAAUGGCAAUCGAGGAGCUACAAGUCUUAAUUCUCCAACCUCUGUUACUAAAGCACCUCUAUGGCCUACCAAUAUAGCUAAACCAUCACUUACUGACAGCUCUUUGGCUGAUACAUCCAACAUAAAACAGGAUACAAGACCAGAAACAUCAGAUGUAUUGGAGAGAGCUCGUGCUGCUAUUUCUGCUGCAGAGCGUGCAUCUACUGCUGCACGACUUGCUGCAGAUUUGGUUAAUGUCAAGUUCAGUACUUCAAAGAUAGGGGAAGGCAAGAGUUAGUUAAGUUGUUAUUUUUCGAAAUUCGAUCUGUCUGAUGCCUCUUUUCUUAUGUGUGUGUGAGAGAGAGCAACAGGAUCUGAACUUUAUCGUCGUGGCAGCUUAUGUCGAUGCGACACUGUUAUGAAGAAAAAGGCACACAUCAAGUUUACGUAUAAUGCUGGUGGUUUUCUUAUUAGUAAGUGACCAGCUUUGAAGUACAAUAAUGUUUGUAAAAUAUGAAGUGAGUAACAAUUCUGAGUUUCAUGCUU